AUGAGCCUGUGCAGCGCCGGACAGGACACGGACAUCACCGUCUGGGACCUCGUCAGCCACGAGGCCGAGUUCUCCCUCAGCGGCCACCGCGGUGGCGUCGUGUCGCUCUUUCUGCCACCACAGGCACGCGAACGCCUCGUGAGCGCGGCCGCGGAUGGGCUGAUUAAGGUCUGGAACGUGGCGCUGCGGCAGUGCGUGCAGACCAUCGUCGUCUCCGACGCGCAAAUCACCGCCAUGGUGGCGGACUGCGAGGGCCUGAGACUUUACUGCGGCCUGCGUGAGAGCGUGAUUAAGGUGUAUAAGCUAAACUAUGGUAACGACGAAGAAGCCUCCUUGACCAUGACCAGCCGAGCUACCGCGGCGGCGGCAAUUGCUGAAAAGGAUAAUGAUGGGAAUUUCAUCGUCGAUCAUGGUUCAAUCGCUCGCCGAUACCACAAACCAAUCACGGCGCUGAAAUUUUCACCGGACUCAAACUAUAUCCUAGCAUGUACGAGCAAAACUGUGGAGGUGUACCGCAUUUUAAGCGCCGAAGGUGUGCGAAGAAAGGUCAUUCGGAAGAAGAAGCGCCAGCGGGAAGUGUUAGAAAAGCGACAGGGACGUCAGAACAACGAAGCACACGAAGAUGCGGCGGAAGAGGAGGGCGCCUCGAAGGAACAUGAUGAACUCGACAAGAAAUCCUCAAAACGACGCACACAUAAGCGAAUAAUGAAGAGCAAUGAUGAGGAGAAGAGCGAAGACGAUGCACCGGAGAGCAUCUCCAAUGAAGCCAAUGAAAAAAGGCAUUAUGCCGCGACUGCCUCGGAGGAGGUCACGUUACUUCGGACUUUCUUCCUCACAGAACACAAAGUACGCGCUGCCUGUUUUGUACCGACGCCAGAAGCUGUGCACGACCCCGACGAUGACGACGCCGGUGAUAUGCUUCACAUUGCCGUCCUUUUCAAUAACAACUCAAUCAAAACCUACACGACACGUUUGACAUUAAACAAUGCAGAGGGAUCGGCGACGUGGACCCUUGAUGACCUCAAGGCUCGGUAUACGCUCGGGCAACAAGUCCAUCAGAGCGAAAUCCGAGCCCUUAGCUUUGUGGACAACGACUCCGCCCUCCUAUCACUAAGUAAGGAAAAAUUACUGUUCUGGAGGCUCUCCGUGAAGGGAGAUCUUCUCGAGCGUGAUCAUCUAGAUGAUCACGACUUUUACGAUGCGAAAGAGGCCAAUCUGUCGCGCAUCACCUUCAAGGGAUCUCUUAACUGCUAUAAUAGCAGUGUAGACUGGGGAGAGGCGGGUGAUGCCGCCGCAGAGGCUGUCUCGAUGGCGGCGAUCUCGUCCAGUCUUUGCUGUGUAGGUCUCAGCAAUGGUACCGUGUGUUUGGUGGAUGCGGCAGCUUCAGAGAUCACAUUCGUUGAGCCAUUAUUUCAUGCGCAUGGUGUCAAAGCUGUAGUGGAGCGUCCUGAUAAGUCGGGAUUUCUAACACUUGGCUCGGACUGUCGUGUGGUUUUGUGGACACUGGGGCUGAUGGCGGUGAGUCUCGAGAAUGGUGAAGACAAUCGCAUCUCAAAGCCAAGUAGCUCAACAAAUCCAAAGCAAGUCACCUUGCUGCUAUCCAUGGAGAUUGAACUUGCAGAACUUCCAUUAUUCGCGCAGUUUAGUCCAGAUGAAAAGUUCCUUGGUGUAGGACUGAAUAACCACAAUAUCCAGCUUUUCUUUGCAGAUACCCUAAAGCCGUACCUACUGCUCUUUGGGCACAAACUUCCGCCGACUUCGCUAUCCUUCUCGACAGACGGGACCCUGGUCGCCUCUGUUGGGAUGGAUAAGUCCCUGCGUUUCUGGGGCACCGACUUUGGUGACUGUCAUCGCGCCAUCCACGCACACGACGAUUACAUCACACAAGUAGAGUUCGUGAAGGACACCCACUACGUCUUUACAGUUUCCAUGGACGGAUCAGUUAAGCAGUGGGACGGCGACAACUGGACAAUGAUUCAGCUCUUCCGACAGCACCAACGUGGCCUAUGGGCGGUGGCGGUCACACGAAAUGGGACCUGCGUCGCGACUGCGGGAGUCGACAAGUGCAUCCGGUGCUUCCUGCGCACGCAGGACAUCAUCUUCCCCACGGAGGAGGAAGAACGCAUGGCGCAGGAGGCCAUGGACGAAGAGGCGGCCCAGCGGGCGACCCUGCAGAAGCUGGCCCAGCAGCAGCACGACGGGCUGGAGGCAACACUUGCGGGUCAGCAAACCGCCGCCACCGCAGAAGCUGCGGAGCGUCUGAUGGAGGCCCUCGAUCUGGUCAGCGUGGAGUUGCAAAGGCAGCAGAACAAAGGAGAUACCACGACCACGAGGCAUCCCUUGCUGGUUAACAGCACCGAGUGGGCGUAUCUGUGGUCAGUGAUCGAGAGUAUUAGGCCCAGUGAGCUGCGUCACUCGCUUUCCUGUCUGACAGGCGUACAUGUGCAUGCACUGCUAGAUUAUUUGGAUGGAAUGGUCGAAAACAAGGCAGUGCAGAGUUACGAGAUCGCGGCUAAGAUCCUGCUUGCCUUGGUGAUGCCCGCUCCAGGGCAGACACCCAGUAGCAUAGGGCUGCGCACGGCCGCCACCCACGGCGAGGUCUCCGAGGUUCACGGCGCACGGCGACUGGAAAAGCUUCGGCGGGCCAUCUCAUACGGACUCGACCAAACCGUCAGCCGUAUAGACUAUAAUAUCGCCGCCUUGCAGAUUGUAAGACGGUAUAUGGAGGAAGCUGACAAGGUUAAGUUCUUCGAUCUCAGCAAAAUACAGGGUUACAAAAAGAAGUACCACAGUCAAGCGUUGCCGCUGGCGACCAGAAAUGAGUGA
Phytomonas sp. Hart1 is the source of this 2826-nucleotide messenger RNA. NCBI's taxonomy places the organism in Eukaryota, Euglenozoa, Kinetoplastea, Trypanosomatida, Trypanosomatidae. The record is from the annotation of a GenBank genome assembly.